Ceratosolen solmsi marchali is the source of this 3026-nucleotide messenger RNA. RefSeq names its product protein lin-54 homolog. Lineage: Eukaryota; Metazoa; Arthropoda; Insecta; Hymenoptera; Agaonidae. The record is from RefSeq and is a predicted model, not a curated record. Gene Ontology annotation, cellular component: nucleus. Bases 491 to 2962 code for a protein of 823 amino acids. Gene Ontology annotation, biological process: regulation of DNA-templated transcription. The transcript has 12 exons.
AAAAAAGCAUUUCUCCGGGAGUGCACAAGUAUAAAAUACAUGGUUUGAGAGAGUUAUAAGUUGGUUGCGUUUUGGAACGCGUUUACGGGUCUCGUCGCGAGCUGCGAUUGGCCAAAGUCAGCACCAACGGAGACAUUCUGCUUUUAGCCGCGGAAGGGCAAAAAUAUGGCGAAAUCGAAAAUUAUAAAGUGCGCGAAAAACUUGUCUCAAAAAUUAGAGAUUCGCGCGCUCGGCCGAUAAGCGUGCGAGCGGCGGUGAGAGCGAGGAGUUAAACGACACCUGCGAACCUCGGGUAAUUAGUUUUGCAUCGAGUGCUUCAUUGUGAUUUUGAUUAUUAUUCGUGCCACCGAGACUACACAACACCCAACACUUUUGGGCCUGUUUAUACAGCGCGGCGCGCGGUGCAUCUUGGGACACCAAUGGUGGGCGCGUGAUUUUGAACAAUUUCGACCACUUUGACGAAUAAAUUGAGGGACAUUAUUGUAAUCAUAUGUUCACAAUGUCUUUGAAUAAAAAUCAAGGUAGUCGAACUGUAGUGGAGCCAGUAGCUCUUGGGUCUCAGACAUUAUCCGACACUGAGUUAAGUUCUUUAACAUUAACUCAUAGUGGUGAACAAUAUGCUGCAAACGAUUAUGAAACACUUGCAAAUAUUGAAGCUGAAUUGGAGUGCAUGAAUGCUGAAGAAGUUAUGACUACAGAAGAAGAAAAUAGUACUAUAAUUGAAGUAAACAAUGAAAACGAUGCUUUAUUAUCGGAUGUAGUAUUGACUGACGGACAACAACAAGAGGUACAGACUGAACAAAUUAUAUACACCACUGCCAAUCAAAGUAGUCAAAAUCUAAUUUUGCAAACAAAACCAACAUUACAGAGGGUGCCUUCAACAACUUCAGUUCAAAUUAAGCCAAAUGUUAGUCAUACUCAAAGCCAAUCUAUAAUGAUUGUCUCUCCAGCAGCAGGAGGUGGAGCAAGUCAAAUUUUAAAAAUUUCUCAUCCAGCUUCAGCAUCUGCCAAUCAAUUACAAUCAUUAGCUCAAAGCUUAAUAACGGGUAAAUCUCCAGAUGGUAACAUUGUACAGAUUAGAUCAACACCAAGUAACAAACAAAACAUCGCUGCAAAAACAUCAGGGAACAUUACAUUAGGCAAUGUACAGAAUGUGAAAACAGUUCAGUCUGUUAGUGGAAAGCGAACUAGUCACAAUGUUCAGCAAAAUAGAAAUGUUUAUACAAAAAUGAUUUUGACUAAUACACAACCACAGACAGGACAGCAAGUAUUAAUUGCUUCGUCACCUGAAAAUCAACAAGGGCAAACAAUCAAAUUUUUAAGUAGUGGUUCCUCAAAUUUAAAUAUGAAUAGCCCAACGAAAACGAUAACCUUUGCACAAGCUCAGCAAAUGGGUCUUCUGCCAUCUAAUAAAGUACAACAUAUAUUACCAUCAUCACAGAAACAAACUGGCAUAAUUGUUAAUAAACUGGUACAAUCAACAUCAGCUCAACCAGCGAAACUAACAAUCGUUCCAAACAGUGCAGUUAAAUCACCUACAAAGAUAUUACCUGCCCCAGCCACAGGGUCAACAAAGUCAGGUAAUUCACAAACCGGUUCUCUUUCUUCGACAAGUAAAGUUAUGCAUCAGAAUCCUCAGAAAGUUAUUAUCAGACAGAGUUCAUUGAAAUCUGGAGUAGUACAUAAUAAUAAUCCUAUUAUAAGGAUACCAGCUAAUCAAACAAUUGGCACUAAUCAAGUGCAUCAGUUACAAGUUCCUGGGCGUCAAGUUCAAUAUGUCCGAUUAGUAAGUACUCCAUCUUCUGGCACAAGUAAUGUCGUAACAGUUGGAAAAACGAAAACACCGACGGCUCUUCAGACUGUAGGAGUAACUCAAAAAAUUAGUGGACAACAACAAAUUGUUAAGGUAGUACCGUUGAACACUGGUAGCCAAACAUUAAGAACUGUAGCACCAAAAUCGGCAUUAUCAGGAAACAGUCAGAGAUUAAUAAUACCUGCUACAACACAAAUUGGGAAUCAAUCUAAAAAUAAUACAGUGACCAUCCCUGCUUCUGCAUUAAGUCAGCUUACAUCUGGUCAAGCUGUUAUAUCUACCAAUUCCAAUGUUGGUAAUAUAGUGGUUCUUCCAGCUCAAUACCUCCAACAACAGACAGAUGAUUCAAAACAUAAAUCUCAACAAUCAACACCAACUUUAUUAAAUAAUUCACAAGGUCUUAUUGGAAAUUCAAGUUCAUUAUCAGAGUCAAAAAUGUCAAGAUCUUUUAAUAAUUCUGAAACUAAUGGUAUCAGACCUCGAAAACCAUGUAAUUGUACAAAAUCUCAAUGCUUAAAAUUAUACUGUGACUGUUUCGCCAAUGGAGAGUUUUGUCAUAUGUGCAAUUGCAACAACUGCUCUAAUAACCUCGGAAAUGAAGAAGAACGACAACGAGCAAUUAAGUCAUGCUUAGAACGAAACCCGAAUGCUUUUCGUCCGAAAAUUGGGAAAGGCCGUGAUACGGGAGAAGAUAUUAGAAGACAUAAUAAAGGUUGUAAUUGUAAACGCAGUGGUUGCUUAAAAAAUUACUGUGAAUGCUAUGAAGCAAAAAUACCGUGUUCUGAGAAUUGUAAAUGUGUUGGAUGCCGCAAUGUAGAAGAAUCAACUUUACAUAAAAAAUCUUUAAAAGAUUUAGCUGAAGCUGUUGAAGUCAGAACUGCACAGUUAUCUUUAAAUAAAGUAAAAAUGCAACAAAUGUCUGAUGCAACUUUCAGACCACCAGCUAUAUCGAACACUGGUGCAAGACAACCUUUUAAUUUCUUAACAGAUAAAGUUGUAGAGAUGACCUGUCAAUGCUUAAUGGCUCAAGCUGAAGAGGCUGAACGAAAUAUGUUUGAUGAUGAAACAUCUGAAAAAUUAAUAAUCGAAGAGUUUGGUCGGUGUUUGAAAGAAAUUAUCGAAUCUGCACACAAAGCAGAAGCUACUUAGCAGAGAACUUUUAAAAAACAUAAUGAUGUUUAUCUACUGCAGUGUUUAUCAUAAAUAUUUUUAA